Messenger RNA from Staurois parvus, 288 nucleotides. The record is from the annotation of a GenBank genome assembly. NCBI's taxonomy places the organism in Eukaryota, Metazoa, Chordata, Amphibia, Anura, Ranidae.
UCAUGAUGCUUGCGCAACCAUGUUUCACUGUUCUCACAGUGUACUGUGGCUUGAAUUCAGUGUUUGGGGGUCGUCUGAGAAACUUGGGACUUUGCGGGGGCUUCUUGCAGAUAGCUUGGCUUCACAGGUAACUUUAGACCUUCUUUGAUCUUCCUGGAGCUGAUUGUUGGCUGAGUCCUUGCCAUUUUGGCUAUUCUUCUAUCCUUUCGAAUGCUUUCUUCCACAUCUUUCAGGUUUUGGUUGCCAUUUUAAAGCAUUUGCGAUCAUUUUAGCUGAGCAGCCUAUCAU